Molecule: messenger RNA, 255 nt
Organism: Macrosiphum euphorbiae (potato aphid)
Lineage: Eukaryota; Metazoa; Arthropoda; Insecta; Hemiptera; Aphididae
Source: the annotation of a GenBank genome assembly
AUGUUUAUUAAUAUGCAAACCGAAGAUGUUUGUAUGCAACCGGACGAACUAGACAAAAUUAGUGACCAGUCGUCGAGAUCACUGUUUACGAGAGAAAGAAAUAUAAAAUGUAAGAACUUGGAGCUUGGGUGUCCGGUGGUGGACCACGAAUUAAAUAUGUUGGACCAAUACCAUAGUCUAGUCUUUGACAACCGGGUGGUGGAUGAUGGUCGGUGGCCAAUCGCAUUCCGAAAGUUUUACAGAGUCCUUGGAUAG